AUGCGAUCAAGGGGGAUUAGUGAGAACGAACCGGGUAUUCCUGCCGAGAAAGACCCGGAAGUUCACCGACAGAUCGCCAAGCAGCUCGUUCCUGCAUUUAGCACCAAAGCUCUGAGAAAGCAAGAAGAUGUGAUCCAUCAACAUGUAGAUGGCUUUGUCGCUCAGCUUCGCAAACACAGGAUGACAGAUGAUGAAGUCGAGAUGAAGCAGUGGCUCGACUGGCUCCUCUUUGAUAUCUGGGGUGACAUGGCGUAUGGUCGGGCAGUUUGA
Messenger RNA from Penicillium soppii, 270 nucleotides. RefSeq names its product cytochrome P450. Lineage: Eukaryota; Fungi; Ascomycota; Eurotiomycetes; Eurotiales; Aspergillaceae. The record is from RefSeq and is a predicted model, not a curated record. Gene Ontology annotation, molecular function: heme binding; iron ion binding; monooxygenase activity. Bases 1 to 270 code for a protein of 89 amino acids. The transcript is spliced from 3 exons.